AUGUACGACUUUACAAACCCAAAUUCAUUCCAUUCUUCCAUGAAGCCUAUAAAUUCAUGGAACUUGGAUCCUGCUUCUCGGCCACUUCCACAGCCGGAUUCUGCAGAGUGUCAAAUUGAAUACUUACAUAUAUAUGACUUUGACAAUACACUUUUUUAUACACCGGAACCAAACCCGCGAUUAUGGACACAAAGCACACGAAACUUUGUUCAAUCUUCACAAAACUUUACUCACGGUUCGUGGUGGACCAAUCCAGUAUUUUUACAGGGUAUCGGUGCCGGAAUGGCUGUAGAAGAAAGGCGCGCCUGGGCUGGAUGGUGGAACGAAGAAGUAGUUGAUUUGGUUCGCGAAACUAUGCAUGAUCCACGCGCUCUGGGAGUUUUAUUAACAGGCCGCAACAAGGAGCGGUUUGGAAAUGUUUUGCAGUGUAUGUUUACAGCUAAAGGUUUAAAAUUUGACUUGGUAUCACUUCGCACAGACGAGUUUAAAGACACAAUUCAAUUUAAACUAGCAUGUCUAAACUCUUUACUUGAAUACUACCGCAGUAGGUGCAAGGCCGUUUACGUUUACGAAGACCGAGCUCACCAUGUUAGUAUAUUUCGAGAUUUUUUACGAAAAUGGAACCAGGCAAAUGGAACAAAUCUAGAGAUGCGAGUGGUUGAAGUGGUCCCAAUCAAGAAAUGGUUGGACCCAAGAACAGAAGUCAAUUUGAUGCGCCAAGUUAUCGAAGCUCAUAAUGAAGCGUCAAGGAUAGCUAGUGCUCCCAGCAAAAAUUACGCUAUAUUACAGCUGGUUCAUGAGCAUCAAUAUUCUGGAUAUGUGAUAAUGCCUGAAAGCAGAGCCAAACUGCUAAACCAGUUUGGAAACCUGAGCGUUAUUGCAUCUAGUGAGUCUGAAGGUGGCCUGCAAAUUACAACAACUGGAGGAUCCACUUCUGCUCACAGCAAUGACAUUCGCAAGAAAAUUCGGUAUAUGUGCGAUUGUGUAGUUGUUCAAUGCCCAGAUAAAAAGACACCGCAGCAGCACCAACAGCAGCAGCAAAGAAAACAAACUGACAGUUUAUAUGGUGUUGGCAAGGAGCUUUAUACCAAUCUUGCAUUCUAUGGCGAUGCAGUCAAAUGGAAUAUUAUAGCAGCAGGUGGAUUUAAAGGAGUAUAUUUUCUUAAGGUUGUGCCCUUGCUGACGCCGGAGCAAUCUCAACGCAAGCAACCCCUUGCUUCUGUACAAUCAUACACUGAUACAGGCGUAGGUACCGGAGUUGUUAAUCUUGAAACAGGGCCUGUGAACGAACUUUAUAUACCGGUGGCUUCAGUGGCCAAGAACAAACGACCGGGCAGCAUUCAAUUUCCGGUGCAGGCGCCGGCGUCAAUGUGGAAGGCAGUUCCCAAUGGUCCCAUCAUUGACACUCUAUAUGGAGACAUUGGUCAGCUCAAAAUUAUAAAAUCGAAUUGCUCUCGAUGA
Molecule: messenger RNA, 1461 nt
Organism: Magnusiomyces paraingens
Lineage: Eukaryota; Fungi; Ascomycota; Dipodascomycetes; Dipodascales; Dipodascaceae
Exons: 2
Coding region: 1-1461 (486 amino acids)
Source: RefSeq, a predicted model, not a curated record